This is a messenger RNA of Galeopterus variegatus (Sunda flying lemur), 1251 nucleotides long. RefSeq names its product ankyrin repeat and sterile alpha motif domain-containing protein 1B-like. NCBI's taxonomy places the organism in Eukaryota, Metazoa, Chordata, Mammalia, Dermoptera, Cynocephalidae. The record is from RefSeq and is a predicted model, not a curated record. Gene Ontology annotation, molecular function: protein binding. Gene Ontology annotation, cellular component: cytosol. The transcript is spliced from 8 exons. The coding region runs from base 38 to 1243 and encodes 401 amino acids.
CGGGGAGAGGACUCUGUGGGGGAGUCGGUGAGAGACUAUGGGGAAGGACCAGGAGCUGCUGGAAGCUGCUCGCACUGGAAAUGUGGCUCUGGUGGAGAAACUCCUGUCUGGCAGGAAAGGAGGGAUCCUGGGCGGUGGAUCCGGACCCCUGCCCCUGUCUAAUCUGCUAAGCAUCUGGCGAGGCCCCAAUGUGAACUGCACAGACAGUUCGGGUUACACUGCUUUACACCAUGCAGCCUUAAAUGGACAUAAGGACAUAGUUCUCAAACUACUUCAAUAUGAGGCAUCAACAAAUGUAGCAGACAACAAAGGAUAUUUUCCUAUUCACCUGGCUGCCUGGAAGGGAGAUGUGGAAAUUGUGAAGAUUCUUAUUCAUCAUGGACCAUCACAUUCCAGAGUCAAUGAACAGAACAAUGAAAAUGAAACUGCCCUACAUUGUGCAGCUCAAUAUGGACACUCAGAAGUAGUUGCUGUUCUUCUAGAAGAGCUUACUGACCCUACGAUUAGGAACAGCAAGCUCGAAACACCUUUGGACUUGGCGGCACUCUAUGGACGGCUUAGAGUAGUCAAAAUGAUCAUCAGUGCGCACCCUAACUUAAUGAGCUGCAACACUCGAAAGCAUACGCCACUUCACCUUGCUGCACGCAAUGGUCACAAAGCAGUUGUACAGGUGUUGUUGGAGGCAGGAAUGGAUGUGAGCUGUCAAACAGAAAAGGGGAGUGCACUUCAUGAAGCAGCUUUGUUUGGAAAAGUGGAUGUUGUGCAAGUUCUGUUAGAAACAGGAAUUGAUGCCAACAUAAAGGAUAGCUUAGGUAGAACUGUCUUAGACAUUCUGAAAGAACAUCCAUCUCAGAAAUCUCUUCAGAUUGCAACACUCUUACAAGAAUAUUUAGAAGGCAUGGGAAGAUCAAAAGUCCUUGAAGAGCAUGUGCAAGAAGAUGCAACACAAGAAACACACAUUUCACCUCCUGUUGAGUCUCCUUCCCAAAAGACCAAAAGUGAAACCGUGACUGGAGAAUUAUCAAAACUCUUGGAUGAAAUAAAACUCUGUCAAGAAAAGGAUUAUUCUUUUGAAGACUUGUGCCACACAAUAUCAGAUCACUACUUAGAUAAUUUGAGCAAGAUUUCAGAGGAAGAACUUGGGAAAAAUGGAAGCCAGAGUGUAGUAAGUAAGGGGGGAAAUAAAGACAAUGUGUCUACCUUUGUCAGUUUAGUAUGUACACCUAAGAGGCAUGGGAUUUAAUGCAUUAU